GGGCGGGGGGUUGGGUCAGGAAAGGAAGCCGAGAGCGCGGGGGAAGCCCCGGGAGCAGCCAAGCCGGCCCGACCCGCCCCCCCCGCCGACGCCAUCCGCCGCCAUCCCUCCCCCCCGCUGCCCCCCAGCCUGGCGCGGGGAUCGCUCCGGAGAGCUCAGGGCUCGCUCCCCACCCCCCGGCCGCCAUUGGGAGCCCAACAUGGCAGGAGCCGGAGGUGGCGGGAAUGACAUUCAGUGGUGUUUUUCUCAGGUGAAAGGGGCUGUGGAUGACGAUGUAGCUGAAGCAGAUAUAAUUUCUACGGUAGAGUUCAAUCAUUCUGGAGAAUUGCUGGCGACCGGAGAUAAAGGUGGUAGAGUUGUCAUCUUCCAACAAGAGCAGGAGAACAAAACACAAUCUCACAGCCGAGGAGAAUAUAAUGUUUACAGUACCUUUCAAAGCCAUGAACCAGAGUUUGACUACUUGAAAAGUUUAGAAAUUGAAGAGAAGAUCAACAAAAUUAGGUGGUUACCCCAGAAAAAUGCUGCUCAGUUCUUAUUGUCUACAAACGACAAAACAAUAAAACUAUGGAAAAUCAGUGAAAGAGACAAAAGACCCGAAGGCUAUAACUUGAAGGAAGAAGAUGGGCGGUAUAGAGACCCCACUACGGUCACAACAUUACGGGUGCCCAUAUUCCGGCCCAUGGAUCUCAUGGUGGAAGCCAGUCCGCGAAGAAUAUUUGCCAACGCUCACACGUAUCACAUCAAUUCGAUCUCCAUCAAUAGCGAUUAUGAAACGUACCUGUCUGCAGACGACUUGCGGAUUAACUUGUGGCACCUAGAAAUUACGGACAGAAGUUUUAAUAUUGUAGACAUUAAACCCGCCAACAUGGAAGAACUGACGGAGGUGAUCACGGCAGCAGAAUUCCAUCCAAAUAGCUGUAAUACAUUUGUGUACAGCAGUAGUAAAGGAACCAUCCGUUUGUGCGAUAUGCGGGCGUCGGCGCUCUGCGAUAGGCAUUCGAAAUUAUUUGAAGAGCCAGAAGACCCUAGCAACCGAUCUUUUUUCUCCGAAAUCAUCUCCUCCAUAUCGGAUGUGAAAUUCAGUCAUAGUGGCCGAUAUAUGAUGACGAGAGAUUAUCUGUCUGUGAAAAUCUGGGAUUUAAAUAUGGAAAACAGACCUGUGGAAACAUACCAGGUACAUGAAUACCUCAGAAGUAAACUUUGUUCACUGUAUGAAAAUGACUGCAUUUUUGACAAAUUUGAGUGCUGUUGGAAUGGCUCAGACAGCGUUGUCAUGACUGGCUCCUACAACAACUUCUUCCGAAUGUUCGACAGGAACUCCAAGCGGGAUAUCACCUUGGAAGCAUCCCGGGAAAACAAUAAGCCCCGCACGGUGCUGAAACCCCGCAAAGUCUGCGCAAGCGGCAAGCGGAAGAAGGACGAGAUCAGCGUCGACAGCCUAGAUUUCAACAAGAAGAUUCUCCACACAGCCUGGCAUCCCAAGGAAAACAUCAUUGCUGUAGCCACUACAAACAACUUGUAUAUAUUUCAAGACAAAGUGAAUUAGGGGUAGAAUUUCUGGCAGAGGAGUCCACUUCCUGCAUAGUUCUGAUAGAUGAAUCUAGCAUUUGUACCCGUAAACAAUAGAGGGGAGAAAACGGAGAGCAGGGAGAAAGAGAAGAGUCCAUUGCGGGGCACCCUUUUUCCAGUGUUUAAAAAAAAAAAAAAGUGCCAUAUUGACAACCCAUUUUUAUAGAUAGCUACAUGGGUGGUCUCUCUGUGCCGGGGAGGCCUCCAUGUCUGCUGGCCAUUGAGGUGAGGGUAGGCACUUUUCCGUGUAAUGACUCUGCACCAUCUUGCCUAAUGGACUAGAGGUUGGACUGUAUCAGCGUUUGGUUCCUCCCAUUGCCUUCCAUUGUGAUGAUGUCUGCUAUGGGCGGGCGGGGGGGGGGAGCCUUCAAGUCAUGCUGUGGGAUUUAAUUGUGUAACCUCAUUACUGUAUUAUUUGUGGCCCUUUUUUAUUAUUAAACAACAGCUCAUUCUUGCUGUGGCUUGUAGCAUUCCCCCUAUGCCUCUUGGACUCCUCCCCGCCCCCCUUUUAAAACCUCUCCUCCCCUGGCCCCGGUGGUGGUGUAUAGAGAGAAGAAACCCGAAAAGCACAUGAGAUGGGUCAGUGGUAAAUGAGUUCUGUGUUGGCAAAGAACAAAAUGAUUUAAUAAACCAUUGACUGUAAUCACUCCUUGCCAUGUCUGGCAUUUAAAAAGGGGGGGGGGAUGAAGCGGGGAGGGGGGAAAUCUACUGAAAUAAAAGUGACAAAGAAUGGCAAAUCUGUUUUUUUUUUUUAAUCUACCUCUUUAUGUACAUUUUUUAAAAAAAAAAAAAUAGAUGCAUGAUAAUAAAAUGUUUUGGUAAUGAUUUUAACCAGUAUUAUUUUUUUAUGAGGAGAGGGAGGAUUUUUUUUAUCAUUCCUAUAUGAAAAAAUUAGAAAAUCAUUUCAGUAUUUUAUCAGAAGCUUUCAUUCAAAACUCCUAAAGGGGCUCUUGGAUUCUUCUGUAAUAUUGAACAGUAAUUCAUUCAUGCCGUGUCCAUAAACCUUCCUUCCUCCCCUCUUCCUGCUCUUAUAACAGAACUUUGUGUCAGAAUUGGGGGACACAGGGGGGCUGUUAAUUUGUAGACUACCACUAAGGUUUUAUGGGACUAACUUUUUUUUCUGUGUUGAUCCCUCUGUUCUAAUUUCAUUUAAUGCCUUGUUUUGGACCCAGGCUCACACAACAGUGCUUCUUUUUUCUUGCUUUUUUUUUUUUUUAAAGAAAAGGUGUCAUUAAAAUUUCUUGAUGUUUAAAUAGUACGUUGCACAAAAUUUAAUAUAAAAUGAUUUAAACUGAUAAAUUACACUGCAUUCUUGAGUACCCCUAUAUUUUAUGUAUUUUUGUUGCUACCGGUAACUUGAAUGGAAAUGUAGUUUUACCUUUUGAGUGUUCCUUUCAUUUUGGCUUUUCAACUCUUGCCAUUAAAGAUAAACAUGAAAAGUCA
Hemicordylus capensis (graceful crag lizard) is the source of this 3012-nucleotide messenger RNA. RefSeq names its product protein phosphatase 2 regulatory subunit Balpha (gene PPP2R2A). Lineage: Eukaryota; Metazoa; Chordata; Lepidosauria; Squamata; Cordylidae. Gene Ontology annotation, molecular function: protein phosphatase regulator activity; protein binding. The record is from RefSeq and is a predicted model, not a curated record. The coding region runs from base 200 to 1546 and encodes 448 amino acids. The transcript is spliced from 10 exons. Gene Ontology annotation, biological process: peptidyl-serine dephosphorylation. Gene Ontology annotation, cellular component: protein phosphatase type 2A complex; cytosol.